AUGCAUCGGAAUUUUCAAACAGAAUAUCCUCCAUCUAGACUAUCUAUCUAUCUAUCUAUCUAUCUAUCUAUCUAUCUAUCUAUCUAUCUAUCUAUCUAUUUCAGUGUUAUCAUAUCUAUCUAUCUAUUUCAGUUCCUUUCAUAUCUAUCUAUUUCAGUCUUAUUUAUCCAUCUAUCUAUCUAUCUAUCUAUCUAUCUAUCUAUCUAUCUAUCUAUCUAUCUAUUUCAUCUUUUCAUAUCUAUCACACUAUUUCAUUCUUAUCACAACUGUCUAACUAUCUGUCUGUCUAUCUAUCUAUCUAUCACACUCUUUCUCUCUUUCUCUCUCUCUCUCUAUCUAUCUAUCUAUCUCUCUCUUUUCAUAUCUAUCUAUCUAUCUAUCUAUCUAUCUAUCUAUCUAUCUAUCUAUCUAUCUAUCUAUCACAGUCUGUACACUUCUAUCUAUGUAUUUAUUUUAUUACUGAUCUAG
Messenger RNA from Acanthosepion pharaonis, 468 nucleotides. The record is from the annotation of a GenBank genome assembly. NCBI's taxonomy places the organism in Eukaryota, Metazoa, Mollusca, Cephalopoda, Sepiida, Sepiidae.